GGUUUGUCUUUCAACAGGCAGCAUGGGACAACCUAGGACGCGGCCAACCUGGGACUGCUGCGCCAAAAAGAGUAGAUACCUGCUGCCCGCCCAUGUCGUGGAAUCCAUCUUCAAGCUGCUGCCUCUUCAAGACCUCGUUCGGACAAAAGCUUUGUCUUCUUUCUGGAACUCCUACACACAAUUCCUCUUGUCCGCGCGCUUCCCUAAAGCCCCCUGGCUCAUGCUCCCUCCUAAUCGACCCCCUACUUCCUGUCGCUUCCUGAACGUCCAAGAUAACAUAGAGGAGACAACAUCGGAGGUGUUUCUUGAGUCUCACUGCAUUGGAUCAUCACAGGGAUGGCUGAUUUUCUUGGACCACAGCACCUUCUCUCCUUUCUUGUUUAACCCUUUCACCAAUGUUCGCAUCCAUCUCCCGUCUUUAACUACUUUCUACGGUGAUGAAGAACUUGAUUUCCUUAGGCGUGUUAGAUAUUUUGCACUCAGGAACGGUGCAAAAGACCCAAUCAAACAUUACGUCCAAAAGGCUAUUCUUACUGCGGAACCAGUCGGUGAAUACAGUGUGGUUAUGAUAUGCGACUUCUGCACUGCAAUUAUUUUUUACAAGAAUGGAGAAAGUUGUUGGACCGAACUGAAUCAGAGACAUUCUUACAAAGAUGUUAUCUGCUGCCAAAACGAGAUUUAUGCACUUGAUUCCAAUAACGCUAUUCAUAUAAUGAGUUUAGCUGCAGAGGGGAGGCUGAGGGAAAGCAUCGACCACACAUUGAAACCUUUUCUAGAUGACUGUGUUCUUUCUAGAUACAUUGUUGAAUCUGAAGGGGAGAUUUUGCAGGUCAUUAAUUUUAUUUGUUGUAGGGCUCACAAGGCAAAGCUGUUUCAGGUGUAUAAGUUGGAUUCGGAAAAUAGGAGAUGGGUAGAGGUGAAGUCCCUUAGAGAUCAAUCGUUGGUUAUUGGGAGAAAUCAUUCAGUUUCAGUGUCGACGAAGGAUAUGAAAUUUUGUAAAGGGAACUCAAUUUACUUCACUAAUGAUUAUUGGGCUUUUGUGCCUGAGGCUAAUAGGUUACCGUACGAGUAUGAGUUUGGAGCGUAUACCUUGGAAGAUGGCAAAAUCUCGCAAGUUUUUGAAUUUGAUGUUGAAUCCUUGAAGAAUGAACAACUACUUCUACCCUGUUGGAUUGUUCCACACUCCCGCAAUUGAAAUUGCAAGGCAUGAUUACUGGAGAAAGUUACAGUGGGACCCGAACUUAUAUUCUCAAACACGGUUACAUCUAUUAUUAUUGCUUGACCAACCCAAAUGGGUUUCUUCUUGGAGUUUAUUAAUUAUAUCAAGGUUUUUUUUUUUUUUUUUUUUUUUUUUUUUUUUUUUUUUUUUUUAAAAAAUUUUUUUUUUUUUU
Molecule: messenger RNA, 1391 nt
Organism: Rubroshorea leprosula
Lineage: Eukaryota; Viridiplantae; Streptophyta; Magnoliopsida; Malvales; Dipterocarpaceae
Source: the annotation of a GenBank genome assembly